Messenger RNA from Chelmon rostratus (copperband butterflyfish), 4099 nucleotides. RefSeq names its product serine/threonine kinase 24b (STE20 homolog, yeast) (gene stk24b). The coding region runs from base 721 to 2019 and encodes 432 amino acids. Gene Ontology annotation, molecular function: protein kinase activity; ATP binding. The record is from RefSeq and is a predicted model, not a curated record. The transcript has 11 exons. Gene Ontology annotation, biological process: protein phosphorylation. Lineage: Eukaryota; Metazoa; Chordata; Actinopteri; Chaetodontiformes; Chaetodontidae.
AUGGCCGAGAGUACGGGACGAAAGUGAGGGAGGAAACAAAAACACUGGCGAGCUAUCCUUGCCGCGGAUGCCAGACCUGUAGAUCCGCUAAAGACAAGUGAAAGCAAAGACAAAAGCUCGGUAAUCGUUUCGUUCCAGACUCCGUUCUUGGGGUGACAUUUGCGGUAUGCAGACAAAUUGUGCUCCGAUCCAGCUCGCGGACGGAACGUUUGUCGGGUUGUCUGCGUUGGCUAGCGAGCUAGCGAGCUAACCAUGUUAGCUAGCUGACAACACCGUUAGCGAGAGAAUACGACUUCAGCAAGUGACAGUUGGUUAAUUUCUAAAUAAACAGUUGUUGCUACUACUUCGUUUCCAUUGUUCGAACAGUAAACUCCACCGAGUGGGGAAAAAAAAUCUGAUUUAGCGCCCGGUUAACGCUUAGCCAGCUGGUAAGCAAACUAACAUUGCGGAUUUCUUGUUCGCAGCUUCAGAGUUAGCAUUAGCCAACGUCUGUUAGCUUGCUCAGCUGUUUUGGAUGACUUGGGGUUGUUCCGACACAGUGGAGAUACACCAGCGUGUGUGGAAGGACAUUUUUCUCUCCACAUAGAAGUACCUGAAACGGUUCUCGGUAGGCCUGCGCAGCCAGGUGCUAACACUAACGGCACCGCAGCCGGGACUGUAAACACAGGUCAAGCCGAGGAGGUCUCAGCCCUGCGUUGUCGGACGAGGCGCAGCAUCACCAUGGCCCAUUCUCCAGUCCAGGGCAACCUGCCGGGGAUGCAGAAUGCCAAAGCUGACCCAGAGGAGCUGUUCACCAAGCUGGAGCGCAUUGGCAAAGGUUCGUUCGGCGAGGUGUUCAAAGGCAUCGACAAUCGCACCCAGAAAGUGGUGGCCAUCAAGAUAAUAGACCUGGAGGAAGCGGAAGACGAGAUCGAAGACAUCCAGCAGGAGAUCACAGUGCUGAGCCAGUGCGACAGCCCCUUUGUCACCAAGUACUACGGCUCAUACCUGAAGGACACUAAGUUAUGGAUCAUUAUGGAGUAUUUAGGUGGAGGCUCCGCGUUAGAUUUGAUGGAGCCCGGAGCUCUGGACGAGACCCAGAUCGCCACGAUCCUGAGAGAGAUCCUCAAGGGCCUGGAGUAUCUCCACUCUGAGAAGAAGAUCCACAGGGAUAUCAAAGCUGCCAACGUGCUGCUGUCCGAGCAAGGCGAGGUGAAGCUGGCGGAUUUCGGCGUGGCGGGACAGCUCACCGACACUCAGAUCAAACGCAACACCUUCGUUGGCACGCCCUUCUGGAUGGCCCCCGAGGUCAUCAAGCAGUCGGCCUAUGACUCUAAGGCUGACAUCUGGUCUCUGGGCAUCACAGCCAUCGAGCUUGCGAAAGGCGAGCCGCCGCACUCAGAGCUCCACCCCAUGAAGGUUUUAUUCCUCAUCCCAAAGAACAACCCACCCACACUGGAGGGCAACUACAGCAAACCGCUCAAGGAGUUUGUCGAGGCCUGUCUCAACAAAGAGCCCAGUUUUAGGCCAACUGCCAAAGAGCUGCUGAAGCAUAAGCUGAUUGUUCGCCAUGCGAAAAAGACCUCCUACCUGACGGAGCUGGUGGACAAGUACAAGAGGUGGAAGGCAGAGCAGUCCAGAACCACAGAGUCCAGUUCUGAUGAGUCUGACUCAGAGCAGGACGGCCAGGCGUCGGGCGGGAACGACUUUGGCAGCGACGACUGGAUCUUCACCAUCCGGGAGAAGGACCCCAAGAAGCUGCAGAACGGGGAGGGGCAGUCGGGGGCGGCGGACCAGACAAAAGACAUUCCAAAGAGGCCUUAUUCACAGAGCCUGGCCACUGUCAUCUCCCCUGCAUUAGCUGAGCUCAAGGCGAGACAGGAGCAGGUGAACGGGAACCCCAUGGUCCUGGAUGAGCUGAGGGAGGCCAUCCUGCUGGCUGAGGAGGCCUAUCCCGGCAUCUCCGAUUCCCUGGUGGCUCACAUGGUCCACCGGCUCCAGAGUUUCUCCACAAGCAGGACAUCCUCCUCCUCCCCCUAGUCAUUGGCUGUCUGCCCCAGCCCUGCUCUCCCAGGCCCCCCACCCCCCCAACACCACAGCCAUUUCAGAGGGUUAAAAGCCAGGGGUCAAGUCAUUCAAUACCAGCUGACCACGUUUGACCUCCCGUGUCGGGGGGCGGGGCUAAUGGAGCCUGUAAAAAUGACUGAACUCCAAAGCGGAGGAUAACAUAGAGACUCUGGAGAGCUUCUUUUAGCCAUGUGUGAGAGGAGAAGCUCGGGGGGGGCAGCAGAACCCGUGGAACCAGCUGUGAUGGGACACGACUCAAAGUCAGAGCAGCAGCCGAGGCGGACUCGAGGCAGACUCUGGGCUCUGUACACGCAGACUUCUCCACCCUCUGUGUGGAAUUUGCUCGACAAGGUGCCGAAAAUCCCCCCUACCCCCCCAAAGUCCAAGACAAGACUUCAAUCCCGCUCUUAAAUAUCCCAGAACCUCUGAAAGCAUGCUUGAUGAACCUGCAGGGAUAUUAUCUUAGUGUGCAAGCUGCGUGUGUGCGUGCUUAAAUGCACAACAUGUGUGUGGGCACCUGCGAGUGUGUGUGUGUGUGUGUGUGUGUGUGUGUGUGUGUGUGUGUGUGUGUGUGUGUGUGUGUGUGUGUGUGUGAGUGUGCACGUGUGCUCUUGCGUUAUGUAAGACUCCCUGUUAAGGCGAAUUGCAGCAUUCUUAAUGAAACCUCAGGUAAAGUGCUUUAAGUGGACUUUGUCCUCCGAGGCAGCGGGAGGAAGAGGAGGAGGAGGGGGGAGGGUCGCCAUGCUGUACAUGAUUACGAGUUGCGGGAAAUGAAUCACUGUGUACAAAAUGGUCACGCGCAUUUUGUAGAUAUUGAUGAUGUUUAAAAGUAGAUAUUUAAAGAUUCGCUCCGACAGACAGAACAGAAAAUGCCUUGCCUUUUCCAGACACACACCUCGACGUUCUGGCAUUUCACCCAGAGGUUCACUUUGUUUUCUUUUACUCGUCUGUGAGUGAAAGUCAGUAUUCAUCCGUGUUUUCUUACUACGUGACUGAGCUGCAAUCUUCCAUUCAAUCACCUGCUGAAUCGUCGAACUAACUACGAUACUGAGCUUACUUUGUUUAGAGGCAGAAGCUUUCCCUUUGUUUUUGUAGUCGGUGAUGGGGGGGGACUCCGACCUGUGCUUAUGUUUAGACAAUUUAAGUCAGUUUUGAAAUUGUUUAGGUCAAGGAUGGAGGUAGAUCUGUGGCUCUUAGAUAAGAAAACAGUGUGGAGUUGAGGACAGUUAAGAGGGGAACCACUAUGUGCGGCUGAGUGCUGAUAUCAUCUGAAGUAUUACUUUUCCUUGGCUUGUAGUUUAUCCUUUGCAUUACUUAAAAGCUGAAGUGGAGCAACUGGCGAGGACCGCCAUAGGCGAUCCCCACACUCGCUCGUGGCCAAACUAAAGCGCAGAUCAGGACGAGCCAAGCCGCCAAGAUCAACGCCAACCGCGUUUCCUCACUCCAGACGUUUCUGUUCUCACUUCCACACCAUGCUAGAAGUGCCAUGUCCUCUUUCAUGCUUUCAUCAGACGUUUGUAGUAUGAUUUGCACCUUUGUUUUUUAAAACUUCAGAUUUUUUUUUUUUUUUUUUUUGCACUUUGAGAGUGUGUCGAGUAUUUAAAGAAACCUGUUAAGAGGAAAAAAAAAGACGAAAACAGUUGCUAAUAGCCAUGUUUUACUAUAUAUGUUUACUUAAGAGUUCCAGAAUUUACUACUGUGCUAAUGCAGCAAUAAUGUUGAGGAGUUGCAUCAAGACGCACUUGUCAACACAGGGAUUGAAAGAAAUUAAGAAAUAUCUGAUAUUUUUAUAACUGCAAAGAGUUAAGUAUGGAAAUAUGGAAUGCUUUAUGGAUAUGGGCACCUGCCUCUGGCAAAAAAAAAUAUCUAUACCUUACAGAAAAACAUAUGCUACGGAAAUAAAAUGUGUACAUUUGGUCUCCUUUAUCAUAGCUGACAGUUUAUAUUACUGUAUAUAAUCUUUGCUUGUGUCAUUUGAGAAUUCCCAAGUUAAAUGUAAGCUCCUUGUAAGCUUUCAAAGUGACAUGAGAAAUAAAGAUCUAAUGCUAACGGA